Messenger RNA from Capsicum annuum, 1997 nucleotides. RefSeq names its product chitinase 2-like. NCBI's taxonomy places the organism in Eukaryota, Viridiplantae, Streptophyta, Magnoliopsida, Solanales, Solanaceae. The coding region runs from base 269 to 1180 and encodes 303 amino acids. Gene Ontology annotation, biological process: carbohydrate metabolic process. Gene Ontology annotation, molecular function: hydrolase activity, hydrolyzing O-glycosyl compounds. The record is from RefSeq and is a predicted model, not a curated record. The transcript has a single exon.
AGGGGGUGGGGCUGGGUAUUAGAUUAUAAGCAGGUUCUUUUGUACCCAACAUUUUAGCCUUUAGGAGUCUUUGGCGUGCCUUUUCUGCUAAUUAGUAAGCAAUAUACUAGCUGAAACGUUAAACUAUACAUUUUAGAAUUUCUCUUUUGACUAAUACUCUAACCAUACAUCCUCAGAUCUAAUUUUAUUUAAACUGGAUAUCAUCAAGCCAUUCUAACAGAUCAUAGAGUAAAUUUUAACUCAUCACACUAUUCAAUAUCUCAACUUCAUGGAGCUUUCUAAGAUUUUAGUUUCAUUUUUUGGUCUUCAAUUCUUACUUUUUCUGUCACCAAGCCAUGCAGUGCCUGGAAAUUCCAAUACAUUUAGGGAAUACAUUGGAGCAGAGUUUAAUGGUGUCAAGUUUAGUGAUGUCCCUAUUCGCUCUGGUGUCGAAUUUCACUUCAUUCUCUCCUUUGCUAUCGACUACACUACAUCUUCUCCGGCUCCAACAAAUGGUCAAUUCAACAUCUUUUGGGACACAGAUAACCUCACCCCUUCUGCUGUUUCCGCGAUUAAAGACCAACAUACUAAUGUUAAAGUAGCAUUGAGCUUAGGAGGGGACAGUGUUGGUGGAAGCAGCGCCUAUUUCAACCCUUCUUCAGUUGAUUCUUGGGUUUCAAAUGCUGUCUCUUCUCUUACAGAUAUCAUUAAGCAAUACAAUUUGGAUGGAAUUGAUAUCGACUAUGAACAUUUCCAAGCUGACCCUGACACGUUUGCUGAGUGCAUAGGUAAGCUAAUUACAACUCUGAAAAACAACGGAGUUAUAUCAUUUUCUUCCAUAGCUCCGUUUGAUGAUGAUGAAGUUCAAAGUCACUACAAAGCGCUAUGGAAAAGCUACGGUCACAUUAUAGACUAUGUUAACUUCCAAUUUUAUGCGUAUGAUGAAGGAACCACUGUGUCUCAAUUCAUGGACUAUUUUUCUACUCAAAGAUCAAAUUACGAAGCGGGGAAGAUCUUGGUCAGCUUCGCCACGGAUGGGAGUGGUGGAUUAUCUCCAGAAAAUGGAUUCUUCACUGCCUGCAGUAUUCUUAAAAGUAAAGGAGAGUUGGCUGGAAUAUUUGUGUGGAGUGCUGAUGAUUCAAAAUCAAAUGGUUUCAAAUAUGAGAAGCAAUCACAAGCAAUAUUGGGCAUACCCCACUAGUAAUUUCAUCUCCUAUGUAAUAAAUAUUGUAACAGAUAUACAACUUUAAAAGCUAUGCACCUCUUUGUUUGUACAAUAUUCUAGGGAUUUGAAUCAAUAUAUAUACUAAAUACUAUUUUCUCCGUUUAAAACAGAAUGAUCUACUUUAACUCAACAUAAAAUUUAAGAAAAUAAAGAAAACUUUUGAAUUUAUAGCCUUAAAUCAAAAUUAUAUCAAAUGUAUCAAAAUGUCCUUUAAUAUUGUGGCUCUAAAUAUGUCAUUUGGAAAGUUGAAAUUAAAGUACUAUAAAAAAAAAAAAGAAAUCAUUUUUUUUAAAACGGACUAAAAAAAAUAAGUUAUUCUUUUUUAAACGGAGGGAUAAUUUAUGAAUAUUCUAGGACUUAGGAGUAGUACUAGCCAUCCAAUCGUAGUAACUCAGCAAUUGCCUCCUUACAAGGUAGAACAACUAGCAAUGGUAUUAUUGGGAAACAACGAUAAAAUAAUAAUAACCACAAUGAAAAAAUAAUAAUAAUAACAAUAAUAUUAUUUAACUAUUGAUAAAAUAUUAUAUUAAUAAUAUUAACAAUACAAUAAAAUAACAAUGUAUAAUAUUAUUGCUACCUUAGUGAUAAUACUGUAAUCAAAAUGACAAUUAUAAUAGUAAUCUAAUUGCUUCUUAAUUAAUUAAUAUAUAAUUAUACUUGAGUCGUGUUAGACACUAUCCUAAGAAACUAUUUUUUUCAGCAAUGUGAAAUAUUUUUCCACAAUUAAACAAACACUUCCCUGAUUAAUUAGAGAAUAUUCAGAAUUAAAUAAAUUUUUCUUAAUUAAUCAAAA